Messenger RNA from Chaetomium fimeti, 842 nucleotides. RefSeq lists its product as uncharacterized. NCBI's taxonomy places the organism in Eukaryota, Fungi, Ascomycota, Sordariomycetes, Sordariales, Chaetomiaceae. Bases 96 to 587 code for a protein of 163 amino acids. The record is from RefSeq and is a predicted model, not a curated record. The transcript has a single exon.
GAUCGAUUCCGGUACCGAACUGGGGGUUGAUCAGAACCUGGAAAGGUGCAGCAGCCGGACGUUACAACGGUUUUGAGAGCCAACCCUUGCUCCUGAUGCGUUGUCCAAGAUCCGUGCUGGUAUUCGUACCCGUGACGAGGGAGCAGCGCCCGUUUGCAGGGAACCAAGAUGCUGCCAUGUUGAGAGCCCGCAAUCUGAUCAAUUCAACCCAAGAUUCAUUGGAAGAUAUGCGGGCUUGCUGCUCGCACAUGCAUCCUCAUCACGCGGUGAGCUCUCCCCGGCCUCGUCGGUCCUGCAACACAACGGGUCAGAUGGGACUCGGUGGACUGAUGAGACUGGCCCUUGGCUGUUUGGGGGGUGUGUCCGGCAGCUGUGAUUGGUUUCGUUGCACUCUUCGGCGCGAUGUCACGACGGCUCACGGGAAUGUCAAAGUGGAAGGCUGGACCCCUGACCCCCUUGCCAGGAGGUGCCAUCGCCUUUCCACCCCUUGCCCACCGUUGCAAUGGCCGUUACCGAAUCUCGUUCCACUCCCACUCUCGAUUGCAGGGAGAAAGCUGGCGAUGCAAUUCUGGCUCUGGCCCAAGUAAAUUUAGCAGCGCGUCGGACCCGAUGCCCAGAUGGGGGCAUUCCAAGCGCCUGCUCUGACCGAGAUGGAUGGGCUGGAUAGAUGAAUAGAUAUGGGGGCAUGUAGGAAGAAGUUACACAGUAGUCAAGUCGUCGUUUGUCCGAGUUGGAGACGGCCCCAUCACAUUGCACAGCAGCGGGGUUGACGAGAUGAGGGGAAAGCUGGUCGGCGUGCGGAGAAGUGGCCACAUUGCCGGGCCGGUCGGAGUCGGCUGGCG